AUGCAAGGGCAGAGAGGUAUUAUUGGUUCUUUGCCAGAAACCUUGGACUUUGACCAUGGAUCUACAUCAGGUAAUGCUAUCAUAGAUCAGCAAAUUUGCUGGAGUAACAUGCGAAAUCCUGCAGAAAACCAAUUGACAGACUUUAUGCUAUCACCUAGCGACAUGAACAAUGCAUAUGCAAAUUCCAUUGAUCAAGAGCGACAAAGUUUAAGUGGGUGGAGCUUAGGUGAACCCAGUUCCAGUGGGCAACAAAAUCAGGCAAUUCAUGAUGAUAGGAAAGUGGAACAUGGAUGGUCAUCUUCAGCAAGUAGUUCUGCUGGAGCUGGUCCAAGGUUAGAAGAAAGGCGGUGCGAACCAACAAAUAUUCUUUCACUAAACAGGGUCAAUGUGAACCCUCAAUUUGAACGGAGUUCCAGCUCGGAUGCAGCUCCACAGAAUAUCAACUUGAAUGCUGGUUUUGUUGGUCAUGGGGGUGAUAAUUGUCAAGUCAUGGAUGGCUCUGCUAUUUACAAGCCUAUUGGGGCAGAAAAUGAACGGAAUCCACCUGCUAGUAGUUCAGAUAAUUUAUUGCGUCCUUCUGGAAGUGGGGGAUACAUGGUGGAACAGAAUGAUGGAAGACCAGGUUGCUCAUUGGAUGGUCGCCGUCAAUCCUGCAAAAGAAAGGCUGUUGAAGGAAAUAUAGGACAGUCAUCUGUGGCUGGAAGUUCUAGCUUCUAUCAGCGGUCAGAGAGUAAUCCAUGGCCUGGCGUUCCCACUCGCUAUGAUGCAGGUAGCAGUUUGAGUAUAUCUGCUACAUCAGAACAGUUGAACCCCAGACUUGGACUUGGAGUGAGAGGACUAGCUUGUGAUGCUAUUCCAGAUUCAACUGUUGCUGAACGUGCAGAAAGCUCCCAUAGAAAUUUCCGUUUGAGGAUCAAUUCUUCAAAUCAAGAAUCUACUCCCCCUUCUUUAUUUUCUACAGGAAGUACUGUGAGGCGUUCCGGUUUAUCAUCUUCCCACCGGUCAUCAAGACCUCUUCCGAUUGAUCAUUCUUUGGACUUCAGGUCAUUAUCAGCCUUGGAUAGUACAACUCAAAAUCAGCCAGUUGUUAUCCCUGCUCCAACCUUGCCACAGAAUGUGCAAUCAUUUGGAUGGAAUGAAAGCUCUAGCUCAAGAACUGGCGACCCAUCAAGUUUCAUCACUUUGGAUGAUAGAGAGGAACCCAACACAAGAAACAUAGCAAGACACAUAUGGGAACAUCCUAUGUUUGCGCCUGCAACCGAGUUGAGAACAUCAGCUAGGAAUCCAGCCAAUAGAAGUUUAACCAGUGGACAGGGAAGUGGUCCAGGAAAUGUUGGUUCUACAUCUCGGACUGGAGCAAGCUCAGGUAUCCACCCCUUAUCUGCCCCAACCUGGGGUCCUCAUACCAAUCCUCCAAGAAAUUCUCGAAGACUAGCUGCUGGUGGCCAGAGCAGCACUCAUUCCCCAUUUCAUUCCAGUGCUGGCACCUCAGAAGAUACUGUGCUUUCAUCUGGAGCUGGUAACCAGGGUCUUCAUCGUCCACAUCCAAGAUCAGCAUCAUGGUUGGAGAGACAAGGUGAUGGUGUACUGGGAAUUCCUUAUCCUCUGCGGACUUUUUCUAGUGAAGGAAGAAACAGGCUUGUUGUCUCUGAGCAGAUUCGCAAUGUCUUGGAUCUCAUGCGUAGGGGCGAAAGCUUGCGAUUUGAGGAUGUCAUGAUUCUUGACCAAUCAGUGUUGUUUGGGGCAGCUGAUAUGUAUGAUAGGCAUAGGGAUAUGCGGCUUGAUGUUGACAACAUGUCGUAUGAGGAGUUGCUGGCUUUGGAAGAGCGCAUCGGAAAUGUCAGCACUGGAUUGAGUGAAGAAACCAUAGUAAAGAACUUAAAACAACGGAAAUACUCUAUUGCUUUUGGAGCCAAGGAGGAGGCAGAACCAUGCUGCAUUUGCCAGGAGGAAUACAAUGAUGGAGAAGAUCUUGGAACACUGGACUGUGGACAUGCUUUCCACACGGAUUAUGGUGAGUUCUGCCAUGCAUCACCUAUUCUGACUGUCCUGUCUUAUACGCUGGCAUGA
Dovyalis caffra is the source of this 2070-nucleotide messenger RNA. The record is from the annotation of a GenBank genome assembly. NCBI's taxonomy places the organism in Eukaryota, Viridiplantae, Streptophyta, Magnoliopsida, Malpighiales, Salicaceae.